GGCUUGUCUCAGGACCCCGACUGUCUACCAUGCAGCCUGAACAAUAAUUGCCUGAGGACCCCGGGUGCCUAGUACAGUGCCUGCGCAGCGAGUGCGCCCGUUGCCGCUGAGGACCCCGGCUGCCUUCGCGUUGCCUGCACAAUAACACUGCUCCGCCAGCCUCCGGUAGAAGUUCUAAACAAAAUUCCGCCCGGCGAGCGGCGGGGAGCCCGGCGGCAGCAGGGAGACCCGGCCUGAGGGAGCGGGGGGCCCUGCCGCGCUCGCUAUGGAUCAGUGUGUGACGGUGGAGCGGGAGCUGGAGAAGGUGCUGCAGAAGUUCUCGGGCUACGGGCAGCUCUGCGAGCGGAGCCUGGAGGAGCUGAUCCAGUACGCGGGGGGGCUGCGCCGCGAGAUCCUGCAGAGCGAGAACCAAGAUGGAGCCUUGUCAGGGACAAUUUCCCUUGUUAUGACACAGUGCUGUAAAAGAAUAAAAGACACAGUUCAGAAAUUGGCCUCAGAUCAUAAAGACAUUCACAGCAGCGUUUCCCGAGUCGGAAAAGCCAUUGAUAAGAAUUUUGACUCCGACAUCAGCAGCGUGGGGAUAGAUGGAUGCUGGCAAGCUGACAGCCAGCGAAUUCUCAAUGAGGUGAUGGUAGAACAUUUUUUCCGACAAGGAAUGCUGGAUGUCGCUGAGGAGCUCUGUCAGGAAUCUGGUCUUUCUAUAGACCAAAGUCAAAAAGAACCAUUUGUGGAGUUAAAUCGAAUAUUGGAAGCAUUAAAAGUUAGAGUUUUGAGACCCGCAUUAGAGUGGGCAGUAUCUAACCGAGAAAUGCUUAUGGCCCAGAAUAGUUCCUUGGAAUUUAAACUACACAGGCUAUAUUUCAUUAGUUUAUUGAUGGGUGGAACAGCAAAUCAGAGAGAGGCAUUGCAAUAUGCUAAAAACUUUCAGCCAUUCGCUCUAAACCAUCAGAAAGAUAUUCAGGUUUUAAUGGGCAGCCUGGUGUACUUGAGACAGGGUAUAGAGAACUCUCCAUACGUUCAUCUACUAGAUGCAAACCAGUGGGCAGACAUCUGUGACAUCUUUACAAGGGACGCCUGUGCUCUCCUGGGUCUCUCGGUUGAAUCACCUCUGAGUGUUAGUUUUUCAGCAGGUUGUGUAGCAUUGCCAGCUUUAAUUAAUAUCAAAGCUGUGAUCGAACAAAGACAGUGCACUGGAGUUUGGAAUCAGAAAGAUGAAUUGCCGAUUGAAGUGGACCUUGGAAAGAAGUGCUGGUAUCACUCAAUAUUUGCCUGUCCCAUUCUUCGUCAGCAAACAACAGAUAAUAAUCCACCUAUGAAACUGGUCUGUGGUCAUAUUAUAUCAAGAGACGCUCUGAAUAAAAUGUUUAAUGGCAGCAAAUUAAAAUGCCCCUAUUGUCCAAUGGAACAGAGCCCUGGAGAUGCCAAACAGAUAUUUUUCUGAAGAAAUGAUUCAAUGUGCAGUUUGUAAGUGACACUCUGAAUUACGGGUGCAUUUCAGAAGAAUUAAAAACACUUGUUCCAUUUUACGCAGCAGACUGAGGACUCCUGUGUUUGUAUAAGCUAAUGCUACAGAAACUUUGCCAACAUUUAGUAUAUACAUACAGAGUGGAAAUGCUACAGAAAUAAUAUUACCAUAAAGCUUUACUAUACUCUUGGUCUCCAUAUCUGAUCAAGUUACCACACCAGCAGUUGUCAUUCAAUGCAGGUUUUUGUACUUAAUUAUAUGGUGACUUUUUAAAGCAUAAACCGAUCACCUCCUCCCUCUUCUCCCCUCAAUAUGUUUAAUAUUCAUCCUGCAAUUCUUCUGUCAUCCUGUUGAUAACUGUCACCCUAGGGAAUGUUUGUGGAAAAAGUUUUAUUUCCAGUAAUGUGUACAUAAUUCAAAGUAAAUACUUCUGAAAAAGUUUGAUAAAUUGAAUAGUGUUAUAAAACUAAUUUUUUUUCCUGGGAAAAAAAAAGCUGUGAUAUAUUCUGAGUUUUCUUUCAAACAUUUUUUCAAUUUUUACAUAGAACUCAAAGUAAAUGUGCAUAUAUAUAAAAUAUAUAAAUAUAUAGCCCUGAGGGGCUAACUGUUAAAUUCCAUCACUGAUUUAUAAAAGUGGUGUGUGGAGAAAUUACUACUGGAAUGGAGUGGAAUAGGGAAUCCUGUUCCUUUUGCUUUCGUGAUCAAGAAAUGUUUGUGUAACAGAAUAUUCAAUAAAAUGGAGUUCUAAGUGGAA
This is a messenger RNA of Mauremys reevesii (Reeves's turtle), 2219 nucleotides long. RefSeq names its product required for meiotic nuclear division 5 homolog A (gene RMND5A). Gene Ontology annotation, biological process: proteasome-mediated ubiquitin-dependent protein catabolic process. The transcript is spliced from 9 exons. NCBI's taxonomy places the organism in Eukaryota, Metazoa, Chordata, Testudines, Geoemydidae. The record is from RefSeq and is a predicted model, not a curated record. Gene Ontology annotation, molecular function: ubiquitin protein ligase activity; protein binding. Gene Ontology annotation, cellular component: nucleus; cytoplasm; GID complex. Bases 266 to 1441 code for a protein of 391 amino acids.